Neoarius graeffei (lesser salmon catfish) is the source of this 5828-nucleotide messenger RNA. RefSeq names its product nuclear receptor subfamily 3, group C, member 1 (glucocorticoid receptor) (gene nr3c1). Gene Ontology annotation, biological process: regulation of DNA-templated transcription; nuclear receptor-mediated glucocorticoid signaling pathway. The coding region runs from base 343 to 2649 and encodes 768 amino acids. Gene Ontology annotation, molecular function: zinc ion binding; nuclear glucocorticoid receptor activity; DNA-binding transcription factor activity. Gene Ontology annotation, cellular component: nucleus. The record is from RefSeq and is a predicted model, not a curated record. Lineage: Eukaryota; Metazoa; Chordata; Actinopteri; Siluriformes; Ariidae. The transcript has 9 exons.
UUUAUAGCCAAGUUAGCGCUUAUUCCGAGCUGCUUCAAACAAAUCUAAGUGAGCCCAGGAAUCGAGCAGGUUUAUUUUUCUCAUCACUGCUCUCUUUCUACUGUUCGGGAUUAUUAUUAUUAUUAUUAUUAUCAUUUUAUUUUUUUUACUGCAGAGUUGUAGUUGUUUGUUGUUGUUCUGAACUUGUGGGAUUGUCGAAACGACUUGGGCGGAUUGACUGUAGGAGAAGUGCUCGGUGUUGCUAACAGUUAGCAGCAGGAGAGGGAAAAAAAAUAUCAACAAAACCAUGUCAGAUGAUGCGUCAAAGCAAAACAGGAACCUAAAUAUCCCAUGCGCUGAAGGAUGGAGCCACGAAGUGUGAAGAACGGCACAAAAAGAGAUGAGCAACUGCUAUCGCUGAGUUUCAGCGAGAGCCCAGUUGAGGGAGUUUUGCACAACGGCGCAUGCGGCACCAUGUCAUUUGCCCCAGCCACUGUAGUGCCUCCUGCCAGCCCUCUGUUGCAGCCUGUGACUGGAGAUCUCCCCGAUGCUGUGAGCAACACCCCUCCUCCGGAGGAUAUCACCAUCACUUUACCAUCUCCUCUGGAGCUUUUUGUGGAGGACCCAGACAUGAAAAUGGUUGGGAAGGACUUGAGGUCUCAACAGUCCUUUCAGCAACAGCCCUCCAUAGGGCUGUAUAGCUUGGGGGAUAAUUUCUCACGUCUGGAGGCCAGCAUCGCUGAUCUCAACAGCACCUUGCCGUCUGUGGACUCCUUAAUCGGAGGCGGGGAUCCGACUCUGUUCCCCGUGAAAAGUGAGGACUUCUCAUCAGUGGGGAAAGGCGAAGUGGAUCUAGACCAGGAUCCUUUCGGGAAAGAUGUGGACGCCAGUAACCCGAAGCUCUUCAUCGAUAACACCAUGGACCUCUUGCAAGAGUUCGACUUGCCCGAGUCACCUACAGAUUUCUACGUCGGAGAUGACGAGUUCCCCUCAUUGGUCGAUGACUCUCUGCUAGGAGUCAUCGUUUCAGACAAGGACUCAAAGCCUGUAGACAUGUUGAGCUCCAGCAGUACCACCGCCACCACCACCACCACCAUUAACAACAACAUCAUCAUCAAAGGUGCCACCAGCUCAUCUCUUUCCAAUGUGUCUACAAGCACCCCUACCCUGGUGGUCAAGCAGGAGAAGGAGCCCAUGAUCCAGUUGUGUACUCCGGGCGUAAUCAAGCAAGAGAACACCAGCGAGAGAAACUUCUGUCAGAUGACCUCCGAACUGUCAAGCCCAGUUAGGAAUGUUUCCAUUUCUAUCUGUGGUGUCAGCACGUCCAGCGGUCAGAGCUAUCACUUCGGAAGCCCUGCAUCCAGCGACAGCCAGCAGAAAAAUCAGAAACCUGUUUUUAACGUGUACACGCCACAGGUCGCAGGUGAAGAAUGGGGCCGGGGACUCGGAAAUUUGAACACGAUGCCGCAGAGGGCCAGCAACAGCUUCACCGCCACACAGAACUUCAGCACCAACUAUGCCAACUCAACUGCCAGGCCUGAGGCCAACACUGCCACAUCCUCAGGCACAGGGAAGCCCAGCGGCACACACAAAAUCUGCCUGGUGUGUUCAGACGAGGCGUCGGGUUGCCACUACGGGGUGCUCACCUGCGGCAGCUGCAAGGUCUUCUUCAAAAGAGCUGUGGAAGGGCAACACAAUUAUCUCUGCGCGGGGAGAAAUGACUGCAUCAUCGACAAAAUCCGCAGGAAGAACUGUCCCGCGUGCCGUUUCCGCAAGUGCCUCAUGGCUGGCAUGAACCUCGAAGCACGUAAAGCCAAGAAGCUGAAGCUGAAGGGUGUACAGCAGACAAGCCCAGCCACGCUGAUUCCUCCUCCAGCACCCGAGGCACGAUCACUGGUGCCCAAAGCCAUGCCGCCACUGGUGCCCACCAUGCUAUCGCUGCUGAAAGCCAUCGAGCCCGAGACCAUUUACGCCGGCUACGACAGCACAGUCACAGACACCUCCACGCGGCUCAUGACCACCCUGAACAGACUGGGAGGACGCCAGUUCAUCUCUGCCGUCAAGUGGGCCAAAGCUCUGCCCGGUUUCCGGAACCUUCACCUGGAUGAUCAGAUGACUCUGCUCCAGUCGUCCUGGCUCUUCCUCAUGUCGUUUAGUCUGGGCUGGAGAUCUUACCAGCAUUAUAACAGCAACAUGCUGUGUUUUGCCCCAGACUUGGUGAUCAACGAGGAGAGGAUGAAAAUGCCUUACAUGGGUGACCAGUGUGCACAGAUGUUGAAGAUUUCCAAUGAGUUUCUGAGACUGCAGGUGUCCAACGAGGAGUACUUGUGCAUGAAGGUGCUUCUGCUGCUCAGCACAGUGCCAAAGGACGGUCUGAAGAGCCAGUCUGUGUUCGACGAGAUCAGGAUGUCGUACAUUAAAGAACUGGGGAAAGCCAUCGUGAGGAGGGAAGAGAACUCCAGCCAGAACUGGCAACGAUUCUACCAGCUCACUAAGCUACUGGACUCCAUGCACGACAUGGUGGGUGGACUGAUGAACUUCUGCUUCUACACCUUUGUGAAUAAAUCGCUGAGCGUGGAGUUCCCCGAGAUGCUUGCGGAGGUCAUAAGCAACCAGCUACCAAAAAUCAAAGCCGGGAGUGUCAAGCCACUGCGCUUUCACCAGAAAUGAAAAACUUUUUCUUUCCCCCCCCAAGCAGCGGGCCUUAAAGAAACACCACAUCACCAAGCGGUCCUCAUGAACCACACAGAGGAAGGUGGAUAAAGGGCUUGUGAAGGGAGGACACAGACAGAUGGAUGCAACCGAUCCGGUGCUAGGGCUGCAACGAUUCACUAAAGACACCGAUCGAUUCGAUUCACGAUUCAGACCCUUCGAUUCAAUUCGAUUCUGCAACUAAAUAUAAAGGCCAAACAAACCUCGGAUUUUAAACGUUAACUCACAAAAUCCCAUUGAAAUUUGUCUGGAAAGAUGAAAACUUUUCGAAUGCUGACUAGGGAACAGGAUAUGGAAGUGUAAAAUGCUUGAAACAAAAAUAAAAUAAGGAUAUUUUGGCAACCUGAACUGAUGAACUCCUGAGCACGAGUCUCGUUCACAAACACCUUCAAAGAGAGUUAUUUAUGCAAAUUCAGAACCGUACCGUCAGUACACGAGUACAGGUAACAGUAGGAACUCCGCAACAGGGAAAACUGUUUUGUAACUUUAGCUCUAAACUCAAGCUGAUGAAGUAAAUCAUUCGGAAUAUUUAUGCACGUUCAUUCGGUUUUGGUCUGUUGACAGCACGAGUCAGUUGUAACCGUCCCCGCGUACCUGGUUUUACUACUUUCAGUUUUCAAUUCGGCGGCACUUACUUCGUUGACAUCCACGUCGUGUUUUCGCUUUAAACAAUUUGCGAGGCUUAUAGUUGACCCUCCCUUAAGGCCAAUUUAUGCUGACAACCCAGUCCUCGCAGAUAGCGUCGCAGACAGUGUCUGCGUAGCCCCCCCACCUUCGCAGACGCUCUGCGCGCACCUCCCAAAAAUUGUGACCACCGCAGAAGCCUCGCAGACAAGAAGGCUCUGAUUGGUCCACUCUACACGCACUUCCGCUUCCCUACUUUCCCGGUUUGGUUUGUUUUCACGACCGCCAUUUUUAAAAACACGAGCGAAGACGGAGCAGCACGAAGAGCGGUUGAUCGAGGAAGUGAGGAAGUACGGACAUCUAUACGACUCCAGUUCUACUCAUUAUAAGUAACCGGAGGAUAAACACUCCACUAACCACACCCACCAACUACUCCUAGCGACUUCACGCCCCCUUGCGUUGUGGCGGUGAAUAACAUCGCGCACGCCUAUUACUCCCCGCUCAACGAUAAAUUACAACUGUCUGCGAAAAGCUGUCUGCGAAAGCCUUGUCGCAAGAACAUGCAGAGGCCUUUAUACUUCACAUCAAUAUAACAUGCGCGGCACGUUCCAAUGUCCUCCGUGUCUUCUCGAAACCCAAAAUGUAGCCAGACUUUCGAUUUAAGAUGAGACAAACAAACAAUCUUUAAGCUUAGCUUCCGCCAUUUUGGUGCCCAGUAAAAAGUAUCGGCUACUCUGAUUGGUUUAGGCCCUCGCUCUUGUCCAAUCAAAUUAUUUAGAAGCAAAGCUGUGCUCUAGUCCAGCCGAUCGCUUUCUCGCAUCGGUUUAACAAUGUAAUGGUUACAUGGUAAAAGUGCGUUUAUAAAAUCAGUAGAAAUUUACAAAAAAAAAAAGAACCAAAAAUACAGCUACAUGGAUCGAUAAUCAGUACGGCAGGUAUGAACUCGAUUUUCGGUGAAUCGUUGCCGCUCUAUCCAGCACAGAACAAUGAUGGAGUUUAAAGACGGGCAAACGGCAGGAAACUCAACAGCAAAUACAGUCAAGAUAAUAUCAUGGUGGAUGAAAAAUAUAUAUAUUUACCGUAAUUGUCGUCUCAGGUGUUUGAUUUUCAACAUUACAAUAAGUAGUAGUUAUUUCUACCCUUUUUUUUUUUUUUGGAGUAAAAGCAGCACCAUAGCACUUCAUCAGUAUGCUUAAUCCAUAUAGAUGCGAUUUUAGAUUUCCAGAUGUUUAAUUUCUGUCAAAAAAAAAAUGUAUUACAUCAUCCGAUAUGCAUCUUGUUUGAAUGAAUCAGUUCAGUAAUGUGUACAGUGAUACGGCUUUGACGUUGCUUGAAGUUAGAGAAAUUAAGUACUUAGAGAAAACAUAUCUUUUUCUAUUUUGAUGCUCAAGAUUUGCUAACCGCUUUACUGAAUCUAAUAAUUAUAAUAUAAUUAUAGCAAAAAGGGAAAAUACGUGCCUUUUUUUUAAAGCUUUAUCCCAUUUUAGCCGUUCUUUUCCAUUCUGGAAUAGUGCGUACUGAGCAUCCUGCAGCCAUCAUGUAGGAUAUUACCGUAUAUUUGAUUGUAUUUUUAUACCCACUUGCACUGGCAAUUUAUUUUCCUUUUAACUGACAUGGCCACGUUUUAGUUCCUGGCAGCUCCAUGAUGCCGUAGUGUGAACUAAAGGAAUCAUUACGGCUAUCGAAAUUUAGGAGUCAAAUCCACAAUCCACAGCUUCCUGUCACCUAAAGUAGAAUUCAAAGCACUUCCACUUCUACGAAACGCUUUUAAGGAAAAAAAAUGGCGACGUGAAAGAUUGCAGGUUUACAUGUGAGCGAUGGAGUUUGCAUUUUUAUAAGUAUUUGUCUCAGAUCUCCAUGUUGAAUUUUUUUUUUUUUUAAUGGUUGCAGGAAUGAAAUCAAUCAAUGCAGUGUGAAUAGUGCUUUCAAGAUUUUUUUUUCCUCUUUGUUACCAAGAAUUGAUGGAAGGAAAAGGUUAAAAAUCAUAUAAACAUGACAGAAUCUCACUCAUGAAUAAUAACCAGUCCAUUAAACAUCCUACAAAUACAGACAGAUCACACAAUUGUUCUACAGCUUGCUUGGGCUCUCUCACACACACACACACACACACACACAGCACCUAUCUCAGUUUAAUUCCACUGUUCAUUACACUUGUGUAUGUUAUCUUCAUGGCAGUGUUUAAGCAGUCAGUCUAACUAACCCUUGUGUGAAUAACCUUUCUCGGUCUACUUCUCAGAUAAAAAGCAUAAUGACAGCCUCAUACUCACUUCUCGGGGAAUUUCUACAGACCUGUACUACUUGUAUUCUACUCUUUCUGUGCCAAAAUGUCUAUUACUUUCUGAUUUUUAGACACACAAAACUGUGCUCGUCUUAACAGUUGUCAAGAGUUCUGCUGAGCAGGAAAUGGAGUGAAGAGAAAAGAAAAAAAAAACCAACAUGGAAUAUUUUCAUUUUCCUCUGUUAAAGCUUAUCACAUGUUUAAUACAUGAAUAAAAAGACCAGAUUAUAUCCAG